CAGCCUUCUCUUCUCCUCGAAACACAUGUCCGGUGCUAUUCCCUUGUCUGCAAUCCGGACUUCAGUGACCUCCCAAUUCCUUGCCGAAGACAGAGAAGAUACACCCGUAGGGAAUGUCGAGGAUCUCUUCCCAGCAUCGACGUCUUUCGACCAUGGCGGAGACGCGAUAGAACUCAUUCGCCCGCCCUGGAAAAGGGAUCUGUACGAGCUGCUGGAACAACCGACGUCCUCGCCCUCUGCUUUCCUGGUCCAUGUGCUGACUACUUCCUUGAUUGUCGUAUCUGCUCUGGUGACCGUGAUGGAGACCGUCCCCGCUUUUCAUCAUAUAUCUGGGGGUCUUUGGUUCGGCCUCGAGACAAGUCUGGUCGCCCUGUUCACAGUGGAAUACAUCGCUAGAUGUACUGCAAGGACGUAUACUCUGCGCGCUUUCGUUGGAUGGAUUACCUCAUUCUUUGGAAUAAUAGACCUGCUGGCUAUUCUACCCUACUACAUCGAAAUUGCUCUCCGGCAGGAUACAUCUGUUCUUUUCCGCUUUUCUAUACUCCGUACAUUCCGCCUGGUUCGCGUCUUUAGGCCUUUCCGUUACAAUAAUACGCUCUUAUUGACUAUCGAAGUCAUGUAUCUAUCUUUCAGAAGAUCCCAGCAUGCUCUCCUGGCGCUCAGCUUUUUUGUAUUGAUGGUUCUAACAGUGUUCAGCACUCUACUAUACUUUGCGGAGCGGGGAACAUGGGAUGAGACUCUCGAGACGUUCAUCGACGUGGAUGGCGAUCCAAGUCAGUUUUCUUCUAUUCCUGCAGCUGCUUGGUUCGUGCUCGUCACUAUCACAACUGUGGGAUACGGUGAAAUUACACCCCGCUCUUUCCUUGGACGUCUUAUUACGCUACCCCUACUGCUCUUCGGUCUGCUACUUAUCGCUUUACCGAGUUUUGUACUCGGUAGGGAAUUCAGUAUCGUCUGGGCAAAGAUGACGAAGAAUCAGAACAUAAAUGAACCUCUGGUAUCGGCAUCUGUGGCCAAUUUCCAUGACUUGCAGAACCCUGCUCAGUCCGACAUCUCCCGCGACCUCUCAAAUCGAAAGCUUGCCCAAAACCAGGCGGAGCUCAGUCGGCAGAUUACGGAGCUAAGGACGGCCCUGCAGAUGCAAGGGGAGACUCUGAGGACAUUACUUGAAAUAAUGGAGAGUGAGAAGGGGAGGAUGCGCCCCAAUGGCGCUAUGCACAUAAGUUAGCUCGCGAUAAUGGGCAAUUGUUAGGUAUACCGUCUCAUCGAAGUUGCUCGGGUACAUUGAUUCAUGAGACCGCUUACAGUUAGUUCUUCGUAUGGGUCCGUGUGUAGACUAUGUGUUUAUAUGGGUAAUGUGGAAUCACGGAUACUUCUCGGACCA
Molecule: messenger RNA, 1384 nt
Organism: Gloeophyllum trabeum ATCC 11539
Lineage: Eukaryota; Fungi; Basidiomycota; Agaricomycetes; Gloeophyllales; Gloeophyllaceae
Product: voltage-gated potassium channel
Exons: 9
Coding region: 26-1228 (400 amino acids)
Biological process (GO): potassium ion transmembrane transport
Cellular component (GO): membrane
Molecular function (GO): voltage-gated potassium channel activity
Source: RefSeq, a predicted model, not a curated record